Gilbertella persicaria is the source of this 1623-nucleotide messenger RNA. RefSeq lists its product as uncharacterized. Lineage: Eukaryota; Fungi; Mucoromycota; Mucoromycetes; Mucorales; Choanephoraceae. Gene Ontology annotation, molecular function: mRNA binding. Gene Ontology annotation, biological process: mRNA processing. The transcript has 3 exons. Gene Ontology annotation, cellular component: spliceosomal complex. Bases 73 to 1623 code for a protein of 516 amino acids. The record is from RefSeq and is a predicted model, not a curated record.
AAAAAAAAAAGGGGGCCUUAAAGCCCACCGCCUUUAGAAAAAAAAAAAAAAAAAACUUUUUUUCUAUUUCAUAUGGAUCCUUAUAGAAACAAUCAAUACAAUUAUAGACCAACAUCCUAUGGAUUACCUCCUUCCACCACUUUUAUACCGGCAACAAAACCACUCACAAGUGAAGAAAAACUCAAUACGUUAUUUGUAGGUGCUAUUGUACCAGGCAUUACCGAUGAAUGGAUAGUUGCUUUACUCGAGAUGUGUGGUAAUUUAAUGCAUUGGAAACGUACCAAAGAUCCUUCAGGUAAACCUAAAGGGUUUGGGUUUGCCACGUUUGCCGAUACAGACAGUGUGUUGUGUGCCUUGCGUGUCUUGGGUGGCGAAACAACACCUGGUGUGACCCUCAAAUCACUUGAUGGAUCACCAGUAGAGAAGAAACUGAUUGUAAAAGCAGACGAUACAGUACGUAAGCACCUGGACGAUUAUCAACGUCAACAUCAACAGGCCAAUAACCAAGCUUCUGAUCAAGAGAGAUACGACAAGGUCAAACAGCAUCUCCAGACCAUCUAUGGUGAAGCGCGUGAUGAGUCCGACGCUUUGGCAAAAGAACUAGCGUUUUAUAAAGAACGUGCUGCUCAACAAGAUGCCAAGCGGUUUUCGCGAGGUCCCACCGAACACAGCUACCCACAAGACACCUUGACCGAUGAAGAAAUCGAACGUCGACGUAAAGAAAAGCAUGAUCGGGAUGUGGAAAAUGCCUAUCAUCAACGCGAAAAGCGAUUUGAACAACGCGAGAUGGUCAAGAUGCGAGAAUACAAAAAAGACAUGAAACGAGAGAUUGAGUUGGAAGAACGAGAAUCAAAAGACAAAGCGUAUUGGUUAGAUCGACUGGCUCAUUGGGAUGAUCAAGUCGAGAUGAUGCGUGGUGAAGAACCUUAUUAUGCUGAUCGAUCGCGUUGGCGACGUAUGCGCGAUAUUCAAAAGCGACGUGAAGAAGAACGCGAUGAAGAAGAUCGUCGACGUGAACUACAAGAAAUCGAAUUAGAGAAACAACGGUUAGAAGAAGAAGAAAAACGUAAAAAAGAAAGUCGGUUAUUGCAGCGUGAUGCUACGGAUGAUACCAAGAUUGCUUUGAAGCCUACUAAGCUCAAUUUCAAUCUCAACAUCAAGCGUAACACAUUGGGUGGUGCUGAUGAUGAAGAAGAAGAAGAGGCGAAAAAGAAGCGUCGUGUGCUUGUGCCAUUGGACUACAGUGGUAUUGAAACCAAUGUAGAAAAUGAUCAUGAAGAUUUGUCACCCGAAGAAAGGCAGCGCCGAGUAAAGGAUUUGAUUGAUUCGAUUCCUAGUUCACAAGCUGAAUUAUGGGAAUAUCAUGUCAAAUGGGAUGAACUGACAGAGGAAUUGAUAGAGACCAAACUACACCCAUUUGUAUCUAAAAAAAUUAUGGAUUUGCUUGGUAUGGAAGAAGAAGACUUGGUGAAUUAUGUGCUUCAGUUUAUUCGGGAGAAAAAAGGACCCAAUGAACUUGUGUCUGAAUUAGAAGGCGCUUUGGAUGAAGAUGCUCUUGUAUUUGUCAUGAAAUUAUGGAGAGCACUUAUUUUUGAGACAGAAAGAAAAUACAAACAUCUCUAA